GCACACUACUCCUUCUUCUUUCUUCCUUUAUAAUCAUCUCUUCUUUCCCUUCUUCCUCAGGGGCUUGCUCAAUCCAAAGCACUCCACAUUUCCCAAAAAAUCUCUCAAUUCCCACCAAUCACCUCUUCCAUAUUCCACAAUAUCACACGAUAAUUAGUAGUAUCAAGACGUAUAUAUCAAAGCUCAGUGUAAAAUUAUCAUUCGCGAUAUUUUCACCAAUGGCGUUGCCACCUGACACUAGCAAAACUACAAAGCUAGAGCGCUACAACAGCUAUAUUCGGCGAGUCAAUAGCACAAAACUCAUAGCAGCUUCAUCCAAACUUCUAUUUCGUGUCACUCUAUUAGUUGCCCUUUUACUUAUUUUCUUUUUCACAAUAAAUUACCCUCCAUUAUCCCCCGACAACAACACUUCCCACAAUAACAUUCACACCACUACUCACAACCUCUUCUCCUCUGCCUUCUACGGCGGAGGAGCAUCAUGGGAGAAACAAGUCCGCCACUCCUCGACCCCCCGCCGCCCCAACGGCCUCUCCGUCCUAGUGACAGGAGCGGCCGGCUUUGUUGGGUCCCACUGUUCCUUAGCAUUAAAGAAACGUGGUGAUGGUGUUCUUGGGCUGGAUAAUUUCAACUCUUACUACGACCCUUCAUUAAAACGUGCACGUCAAAACCUACUAUCCAAACAUCAGAUUUUUAUCGUUGAAGGUGAUAUUAACGAUGCUGAGUUACUCAAGAAGCUUUUCGACAUUGUUCCUUUUACGCAUAUUCUUCAUUUAGCUGCACAAGCUGGUGUUCGUUACGCAAUGCAAAACCCUCUGUCUUAUAUAAACUCAAACGUAGCGGGAUUCGUUAACCUGUUGGAAGUUGCUAAAGCUGCUAUUCCACAACCUGCAAUUGUUUGGGCUUCUUCGAGUUCAGUUUACGGGUUAAAUACUAAAGUACCAUUUUCUGAAGAGCAUAAAACAGAUCAACCAGCUAGUUUAUAUGCUGCAACAAAAAAAGCAGGUGAAGCAAUUGCACAUACAUAUAACCAUAUUUACGGUCUUUCAUUAACAGGGUUACGUUUUUUUACUGUUUAUGGACCAUGGGGUAGACCAGACAUGGCUUAUUUCUUUUUUACUAAGGACAUGGUACAAGGUAAAUCGAUAAAUGUAUACGUGACACAAGAUGAUAAAGAAGUGGCGCGUGACUUCACGUACAUAGAUGAUAUUGUGAAAGGUUGUGUAGGCGCGUUGGAUACAGCUGAGAAGAGUACAGGUAGUGGUGGUAAAAAGAAAGGUCCAGCACAAUUAAGAGUUUACAAUUUGGGUAACACUUCACCUGUGUCGGUAAGGAAAUUAGUGGCUAUUCUUGAAAAUUUGUUGAAUGUUAAGGCUAAAAAGAAUGUUGUGAAAAUGCCACGAAACGGUGACGUUCCGUUUACUCAUGCUAAUGUGAGUUUGGCGUUAAGGGAUUUUGGUUAUAAGCCUACUACUGAUUUGUCUAGUGGAUUGAGGAAAUUUGUGAAAUGGUAUGUGAGUUAUUAUGGGAUUCAAUCAAGGGUAAAAAGGGAAAAUGACUCACCAAAUUCUGAAGAUUAGAAAAGAAAGGAAGUGUCUUUAUGGAGGAGGGGAGAAGUAGAAAGACUAUUUUACCCCCUCUUUCUAUAUUUUUUUUUUCUCUUGAUGUAUUUGGAUCAAAUUAUGUUUACUUGUUUAUUUUUUAGUGGUAGGAAUAGAAUUCUAUAUUUAUAAAAAUAAGAAAAUCAGAGAAGGGUGGAAAGGGCAAGUGUAGAUCUAUGAAAGUUGGGCUGUAAUAAUGUAAUUUUUUAAGGUAUUGUUGGAUGUAGGAUUUAUGCCAAAAAAAAAAAAAAAACAUAGAGGUUGGUUUUCUGUGCAAAAAAAAAGAAUUGGUGCAGACCAGCCACUCCAUCAAUCACAAUUGUAAUAUUUUGGAAUAGCAAUGAUGAUUACAUCAAGAUUCUCCUG
This is a messenger RNA of Lycium barbarum (goji berry), 1964 nucleotides long. RefSeq names its product UDP-glucuronate 4-epimerase 6-like. The record is from RefSeq and is a predicted model, not a curated record. The coding region runs from base 219 to 1577 and encodes 452 amino acids. NCBI's taxonomy places the organism in Eukaryota, Viridiplantae, Streptophyta, Magnoliopsida, Solanales, Solanaceae. The transcript has a single exon.